Ruditapes philippinarum (Manila clam) is the source of this 4324-nucleotide messenger RNA. RefSeq names its product RUN domain-containing protein 1-like. The transcript is spliced from 17 exons. The record is from RefSeq and is a predicted model, not a curated record. The coding region runs from base 159 to 1883 and encodes 574 amino acids. Lineage: Eukaryota; Metazoa; Mollusca; Bivalvia; Venerida; Veneridae.
UUUCACCGGUGCCAAAUAUCCCGGAUAUUGAACAUGGAACAGAUGUCAACAAAGUGCGUAGGCGAUGCAAAAUAAGAAACAAUUGACAUAUUUAUUUAAAAAACAAGCAUGAGGACCUUCUAAAAUAAAAACUAACCAGAACAAUUCAGGAAACAAAUAUGGCUUCAACAACAGACGAUACUGCUAACUAUGACAGCUAUGAUGAGCAAGAAUAUGAUUCUGACAGACCAACAGAAAGAUGGGCCCCACUAGGUGCUGUAUCAAACCCUGAACCAUCAUCUUCUCUAUCAGAACACAGUCACCGUAGUGAAUCUGAGGAGCUGCAAAGGCUUGAAGAGGAGCAAGAACAACUGAACUCUUCGUUGUUGGCAUUAACAACACAUUUUGCACAAGUUCAAUUCAGACUUAAACAGAUUGUUAGUGCAGAUAAUGAUGACAAAGAGACACUAUUAAAGGAGUUGGAAGAGUUUGCCUUUAAAGGUAUACCAGAUGUGAGAGGUUGCAAGGUGCAAGAUGCGCAGAUUCUGGAAGAAAUGAGUGACAGAGAGCAUGAAACAAAAUUGUCAGAACAACGAGAAAAACAAAGGGAGCUAAUUACCCAACUUAAGUCACAACUUGAAGAUCUUGAGACCUAUGCUUAUGAGACUGGAGAGUCAAAGGAGCUACCUACAAGCAAACAGAUAGAGAAACAAAAAGUUGUAUUAGAUCAACUAAGAAACACACUUGAUCUGAAAAUCGACAAACUUGAUAAACUAAGUACUGAGGAGUUACGACAAGUGGUGGAUCAUGCUGUAGGCCAGAUUGUUAACCCAGCAAGGGUAAAAGAGAAGUUAGUGACUCAAUUAAAAACACAGAUAACUGACCUAGAGAGAUUUAUUGACUUUCUACAAGGAGAAGCCACUAGCCCUGGUCCUCUUGGUGAACACAGGUGUACUUGUCCAGUUCACCAAUCUGAGGGAAAAGGAAAAAAUAAGUUUAAUUUUGAUGAGAAAAGUGUGAGUAAAGACAGGAAGGAUAAAAGUGUUGAUGGUUCUGGUGAUCAAGAGAGUCAUGUGAAGCAGCUAAAGAGGACACUCCACAUGCUGCAGAUCUUUCUCAUUACACAACUAGGUUGUGGCAGUAGAAAUUUCCAGAAAAAUGCAAUGAAAAAGACGGCUAAAGGCAAUCAUUGGGGAGAUUUGAGGGCCAGGUUAGAAGUUGCAAUAGAUAAAGUAAUGACAGCAGCUAAAUAUCAGCCAGUUAAUGAUGAUGAGGACAAACCAGAGUUUAACAGUGACUCUGAGGAGAGCCAAGAGAUGAGCAGUCCAUUAUUAACACAGACUGUGAGAAAAGACCUAGCCAUGGCAAUCAGGGAUUUAAUACAGCAUGGUCUGAUGGAACUGGGUCAAAGUUCAACACUUGUACCAUGGGGAUGUUUCCCAUCAAGAUCAGCUGCUGUCACCAAGGAAAUGCAUGCCUGGGAUCUGCUACUUAAGUAUUAUGAAAUGAAGCAUGGGACAGAGUAUAACCAAUCUCCAGCAAGGAAAUUGUCUCAGUCGUUCCAUCUGGAGAUCGUUGGUGGUAAAGCGAUCACGUCAAAGCAGACGCUGCUCGGUGCAAUAGAUACAGUCAUCUCCUCACAUACACAUCUCAAAAGAUCCGAAGAUUCUCACUUCAAGGCAUUCAUAUGUCUCGCUCUCAAUGAGAACAAACUUACACAGUGGUUAAAGUUGAUAUUCCGGACACAAACUGUCGUAGACAAUUAUUACCAGGAUUGGAGUUAUGUUGCCAGAACAGGGUUUGAUGAUGCAAUAAAGUCUCUUGACAAAUUGAACUCUGUAAAGUUCCGGUUACCUGUUGACUUGGCGGUACGACCUUUCAGUAACAUCAAGGACGCUUUUUAAACCACAAACCUACCACAAACAUUAUCAGAAUGCAGUUAACAGUAACAGCUCUUCUCUUUGACAAAUUUUAGAUCAUACUUAUGUCAAUUUUCAGGCUCUUUUUGUGGUUGUUUUUUUUUUCUCCAAAAAAAAUGGUAUUAUAAGUUUCCAUAAGAAUGUUUUAAGUGCUAGAAAUUUAUGAUAAAAAAAAAGGGACGAUUUUCUGCAAGAAUUACUUGUGGAUUAUCAUACUAUAUAAUUAAGAUGUUAUGUUAAUUUUUUUGCUUCAAGUAUUACAGACAUACAUGUAUAUUGAGGGUUCCAUUUAGUGUUGUAGUAAAGUGUUGAACAUUGAGAGUAAAGUUUAGUCACAUGCCGUUUAUGGCCUUUAUUUGUUAGCAAGUUUUACCAGGAAUACAUCAGCUGAUUACUUACACCUUGUUUUAAAAGGGAUUAGCAUAUUACUAUAUACUUUGUUAAAGGCACAUUAUGCCACAGAAAUAAUUACAUUUUUCAUUCUUAAGAAAGGGCAAAUAUGAUUUUAUGAUGUUUGAAUAAUGGUUUUAGAGCAUGUUAGAUGCUUUUUGCCUGGAGAAAGUAGUGCUGAAUGUGAAAUUAUGUGUCAUAAAUGUAGCAAAAUGUAAACAAAGUAGUAUUCUGACAUCCAUAAAAAGUACUAAACUGUUAUAGUUGUACAAAUUGCCAAAAAGCAAAAGAUGGUUCAGGUGAUGAUGACAAAUGUGUUACUUUUUGGAAACUAUAACAAGACAUCAAAAAUGAAAAGCUAUAAUGGAAUAGAAAUAAAAGUAUUUCUGGGACAUAUUAGGCCUUUAAGUUAUAGAUAGAUGGUCUUUUUGCCAAAAUUUGUGUUCUUUUUAUGUUGUAUUUAUUUGGUUUCGGGUGAAGAUAGUUAUAACAUUCCUUCAUUUUUUAGGGGAAAAUUGGUUUGAUAGAGACAAUAUCAUAGCUAUAUAUAGCUUAUUUCCAAAUAUAUAACAUCAUUAUACAGCAAACAUAUGAUGUAUAUCUAUCUAUAGGGUCUUUAUGUAUAUUUAGUUUCUUUUUGAAACAGAUUUUAUUUUGUUUAUGUUGACUUUUUCAGCAAUUUAUUCACCCUGUAUAGCAGUUAAAUAAACUUGUUCAUAACCUUGAAAGAAGCAGUUAACAAAUAUAAUAAUGAGGUUGUUCAAGUUGGUCUUUAAAACGAAAUAAAAUUAUGCACCUUCUGAUACAUUAAACAGGACCAAUGUGAAAAUUCUUUAUCGAGAAGUGUGACUGUUAAAAGAAUGUCAAAACUUUUCAAUAAAAAAAUAUCAUUUUGACUUGAAACAGUAAAUUCAAACAUAUUUCUACAUUCAAACAUUGAAAUGUUUGUAGCUAUUUUUGAAAUGGAAUUGCAGUUUUCACAAGAUAAAAAACGUUCUGUGAAGUACUGCUUUGUCUCAAAAGAUAGUUUUAUGUGAGAUUGAAUCAUCAAAUUUUUUUUUUGUUAUAUUGAUAAAUAUUUUUGUUUGUGAUAUAAACAAUUACUGAUUAUAUUACAUUAAUAAUUUUCUAGUUUCUAAAAGAAAAAACUCAGAAAAUGUGAUUUUACAUUUUACAUUAAGUUGUUUUUUUAUUGUUUUCUCUAUAAAGUGAAGUCAAUUUAAGUUACUCAUAAUAAAAAUCUCCACUUCAGUUAUGGGUAUGGAAGUUGUUGAAUAUAUGUUAGUAAUAGAGAAUACUGGUUAUCAAAAUGAUAGUUGUACAUACUAACAAGAAUGUUGUGAUAAAACUUGUGCAAUGGUAGGUUGUUUCACACUCUUUAAAUGAGUUUAGUUUAUAAGGUUGUGAAUCGAUAAUACUCUUUUUUUCUGUUUUAUUAACUCUAUUGAUAAUAUUCACGAGGAUGUAAUUACUUUGAGAAGUUUCAAUUAAUUGGGGUUAUUAAUGCACGAAGUUAUUAAAAAGUUAAGUUGUUAAUAUAGACUGCUAUUAUAAUGACUGAGGUUAUUAAUGUAAGAUGUUAUUAAAGAUGUAUGUUAUUAAUGUAGGCUACUAUUAAUGACUGAGGUUAUGAAUGUAAGAUGUUAUUAAAGAUGUAUGUUAUUAAUGUAGGCUACUAUUAAUGACUGAGGUUAUGAAUGUAAGAUGUUAUUAAAGAUGUAUGUUAUUAAUGUAGACUGCUAUUAUUUAUGCAAGAUGUAAUAAAUGAUGUUAUUUAUGACCGAGUAAAAUGUUAUUAAUGACUGAGGUUAAUAAUGUAAAAUGUUUUUGAUGACUGAGGCUAUUAAUGUAAGGUGUUACAAUAUGUCUAAGGCUAUUAAUAUGAGAUGUAAAAAUGUCUAUUGUAAUCUCUUAGAAACCUAGUUAAAUAUAUGAUAAGUGUCUGACACUACUAUUUUAAGAUAUUAUGAAUUAAUGAGGAUAUAAAUGUACAAGAUUAUUGUUUGGUUUAUUCCCCCCAAGUUGAAAAUGUUAAG